This is a messenger RNA of Closterium sp. Yama58-4, 6567 nucleotides long. The record is from the annotation of a GenBank genome assembly. Lineage: Eukaryota; Viridiplantae; Streptophyta; Zygnematophyceae; Desmidiales; Closteriaceae.
AUGGCGUCGGAGUUAACUCCGAACGCGCUUGAGAUUCUAAACUCUGGUGCGACGGAUGGCAACUUCAUCCUGCAAGUGUUCGACUCGCGACAGGUCGGGAGCGCAUCCGUGCCGCCCGCGCAGGAGCGAUACCGGCUGAUGCUGUCGGACGGGCGGUGGCACCAGUGGGCCAUGAUCGCGUCGCAGAUGAACGAGCUCAUGCGCACCUCCGUUAAAAAGGGCUCCAUAAUAAAUCUCACGGAGUGCGUCACCAACACUGUUCACGGGAAAAAGAUCGUAAUCAUUUUAAAGAUGGAGGUGGUCAAGACCGACGCUCCCAUCAUCGGCGAUCCACAGCCCUUCCCCGCCGACGGCCAGGCCCCGCCUCCGCGCCAGCAGCCGUCGUCAACCCCCGCCAGCACAAUCACCAACAACUCCGCCGCCCCACCCCCGCAGCACCAGCCGCCGCCGCAGCAGCCGUCCAACACUCCCUCUAUGGCGCAGCACGGCCCGCCGGGCGUUACUCAUCCGCCCAAUGCACCCCAGUCAGUCCCGCCCAACCCGUACGCCGCUGGUGGCUUCGGUCAGCAGCAGCAGCAACAACAGCAGCAGCAGAAACAGUCGCAGUAUUCCGGGGGAAGUGGGCCUCCUGGCGGAGGUUCCGCCGCUAGUCACGGAGGAGGGUUCGCUGGCGGCCCAGGCGCAGGCGGCGGCGGGGGAUACGGGGGAGGGGGCGGAGCAGCUCCGCCGCCGUCUUACUCCGCGCGCGGGCCCGUGGCGCGGAACGAGGCGCACGCGCGGGUGGUGCCGAUUGACUCGCUGAACCCGUACCUGGGCAAGUGGACGAUCAAGGCGCGCGUGACGUCCAAGGGCGACAUCCGGCGGUACAACAACGCGCGCGGCGAGGGCAAGGUCUUCAGCUUCGACCUGCUCGACGCCGAGGGCGGCGAGAUCCGCGUCACGUGCUUCAACCGCGAGGUCGACAGCUUCUUCGACAAGAUCCAGAAGGGGCAGGUGUACCUGCUGUCCAAGGGCAGUCUGAAGCCGGCGCAGCGCAUGUACAACCACCUGCGCAGCGACUGGGAGAUCAUGCUGGACGCGUCCUCCGCGCUCGACCUCUGCCCCGACGACGGCGCCAUCGGCGCCAUCCAGUACGACUUCCGCACCAUCGCUGACGUGGCGGGCAUGGAGAACAACAGCGUGGCGGACGUGCUGGGCGUGGUGGUGUCGGUGGGCGCGAGCGCGAGCAUCAUGCGGCGCAACGGCACCGAGACCAUGAAGCGCACCUGCAUGAUCCGCGACCAGUCCGGGCGGCAGACGGAGCUCACCAUGUGGGGCGGCUUCUGCAGCGCCGAGGGGCAGCAGCUGCAGGGGAUGGGUUCAUUCGCUGCAGGUGACGUGAGCAUUGCGAGAGGAGUGAUAACGAGCCCGUUGCCAUCCAGAAAUGAACUAUACCCCCUCCCCCCCUUUCCCCCCCUUGCUGCUACCCGUCACCAGGAGCUGGUGGAAGCAGGGCAGCACCCGGUGCUGGCGAUCAAGGCGGGGCGGGUGAGCGACUUCAGCGGCAAGUCGCUGGGCACCAUAUCGUCCACGCAGCUCGCCAUCAACCCCGACAUCCCCCAGGCCAAGGAGCUCGCCGCCUGGUACACCGCUGGGGGGGGCGCGUCCAUGCCCGUGCAGGUCAUCUCCUCCGAGUUUGGCGGGGCGGGCGGGGGCGGGACAGGCAGGGAGCCGCGCAAGAUGAUAGCGGCGAUCAAGGACGAGGGGCUGGGGCUGGGCGGCAAGGUGGACUGGAUCUCCGUGCGCGGCACCGUGUCGUACUUCCGUGCCGAUAACUGCUACUACCCCGCGUGCCCGCUCACGACGGCCGAGGGGCGGCAGUGCCAGAAGAAGGUGGUGCAGGACAGCAAUGGCGACGGGUGGUACUGUGAGAAGUGCGGCCGCGCCACACCCACGUGUGACUUCCGGUACAUUCUCAGCUUCCAGUUGCAGGACCACACCGGCAUGACCUGGCUCUCCGCCUUCCAGGAAGUCUCCGAGGAGAUGCUGAAGACGCCUGCAUCGGAGAUCAACAGGUGGCGCGAGGAGAACGACCUGCGGGCGGGGGAGGUGUUUGCCAACGCGCAGUGGAGCCAGUGGGUGCUGAAGCUCAAGGUGCGAGAGGAGACGUGGCAGGACGAGGCCAAGGUGAAGUGCACCGUGGUCAAGGCGGAGCCCGUCAACUAUGCGGCUGAGAGCCGCGUGCUGCUGGAUUACAUUGGCCGGCUGCAGCGGGGAGAGCCACUCACUGCGCCUGUUCUGGCUUCCCCUGGGCUGUCUGCUGGUGUUGGGAGCAUGCAGGUGGGCCGUGGGGGUGGUGCAGCGAUGGGGAUUCCCGAUGACCAAGCCGCCGGAUCUAGCCCGCCUCCAUCAUCUGGAGCUGAGCGAUCAUCGCACGGCGGUCAGAGCAGGCUGAUCAUCACGGAGAUGGUCCUCGAGAACUUCAAGUCGUACGCUGGGGUGCAGCGCGUAGGUCCGUUCCACAAGUGCUUCUCGUCGGUCGUCGGCCCCAAUGGCAGCGGCAAGAGCAACGUGAUUGACGCCAUGCUCUUCGUCUUCGGGAAACGCGCGAAGCAGCUGCGACUGAACAAGGUGUCGGAGCUGAUUCACAACUCCACAGACCAUCAGAAUCUUGAGUCGGCCCGCGUAUCCGUGCACUUCAAGGAGAUAGUUGAUUUGGAUGACGAAAAGUACGAGUCAGUGCCAGGUUCGGAGUUCGUUAUAUCGCGUACGGCGUACCGCAACAACACGUCCAAGUACCACGUGGACGACCACGCGAGCACGUUCACGGAGGUGACGAGGCUGCUCAAGGCCAAGGGCGUCGACCUCGACAACAACCGCUUCCUCAUCCUGCAGGGCGAGGUGGAGCAGAUCGCGAUGAUGAAGCCCAAGGCGCAGGGCCCGCACGACGAGGGGCUGCUGGAGUACCUGGAGGACAUCAUCGGCUCCAACCAGUACAUCGAACAGAUCGACAAGGGCGCCAAACAGCUGGAGGAGCUGAACGAGCGGCGGGUGGGGCUGGUGGAGCGAGUGAAGCACGCGGAGAAGGACAAGGACACGCUCGAGGAGGCGAAGCGGGCGGCGGAGGCGUACAUGGUGAAGGAGGCGCAGUGCGCGCAGUGGGCCAUGGUGGGGCGCGCGAUGGGGCUGCGGGAGUCGCAGGGCAAGGCGGGCGCGCUGGGCGCCAAGGUGGCGGAGCUGGAGGGCACGCUGGCCGCUGAGAAGGAGAAGUGCUCCGGGCUGCGGGAGGAGCUGCAGGUGAAGACAGACGCGUGCGACAAGUGCAACACGGAGUAUGAGGCGCUGUGCGGCGAGCUGGAGGCGGCGAGGGCGGACUUCAAGGAGUACGAGCGCAAGGACGUGAAGAUGCGCGAAGACCUCAAACACUGCAAGGCGCGCCUCAAGAAGCUCGCCGAUAAGAUCGCCAAGGACACGGCCAAGGCGGAGGAGGUGGAGAAGGCAGCGGCGGAGGCGGAAACGGCCAUCCCCGAGUUGGAGAAGAAGGCAGCCGCGCUGGCGCCUCGGCUGGUGGAGGCGGAGAAGAAGCUGGAGAGCAUCCAGGAGCAGGUCCGAGUGGAGGUGGAGCGGCAGCAGCAGCAGCUGGGCCCGCUGCAGGAGCAGCUGGCGCCGUGGGAGGAGAAGGCGAGCGCCGCCAAGGCCAAGGCGGACGUGACGCGCACGAAGCUGAGCCUCAUCCGCGACAAGCACGCCGCCGCUGAGAAGCAGCUGGAGGCGGUGCGCAAGGCCAUAGAGGAGCGCGAGGAGGGGCGGAAGCAGAAGCAGGAGCAGCUGAAGCGCAUGGAGGCGGCCGUGAGGGAGAGCGAGGCGGUGGUGGCCGCUAGCGCCAAGGAGGAGGAGACCAAGGCGGAGGAGGAGGCAGCUGCGCGCGCAGAGGCGGAGGCUGCACAGGGGCGCGCGGCGGAGAUGAGGGAGGCGGCAGCGGCGCAGCGCAGCAGCAGCGCCAUCCUGACGGCGCUGAUGCAGGCGAAGCGGGACGGCAGCAUCCCCGGCAUCUACGGCCGCCUGGGCGACCUGGGCGCCAUUGACGGCAAGUACGACGUGGCGAUAUCAACGGCGUGCGGUGCACUGGAGUACAUAGUGGUGGACAACAUCGAGACCGCACAGGCCUGCACGGCGCUGCUCAGGGAGCAGCAGCUGGGCGUGCAGACCUUCCUCGCCCUGGUACACCCCCCUGCGCCUUGUUGGUUCCUUGCUCGUUGCCUUCCCGUCCUAUGUGCUGUGCAAUUCCCGCAGUUUCUGAGCUCUCUCUUUCAAAUUACCGCCACUGCAACAUUUCUGCUCGCCCUCCAUCCCGCUUCCACACAGUCGUUUCUCACUCAUUUUCCCUCCGCCACUCCUCUCUUUAACCCCCCCAACCCCCUCUCCGCUCCCACCAUGCGUCAGGACAAGCAGCAGCACCUGGUGCGGGACAUGUCUGAGAAGGUCAACACGCCGGAGGGAGUGCCACGGCUGUUCGACCUGGUGCAGGUGCAGGACGCGCGCCUGCUGCCCGCCUUCUGGUUCGCCCUGCGCAACACGCUCGUCGCCUCCUCCCUCGACCAGGCCUCGCGCAUCGCGUACGGCGCGGACGCGCGGUUCAGGCGGGUGGUGACGGUGGCGGGCGAGAUGUUCGAGUCCAGCGGCACCAUGGCGGGCGGCGGGGGGCGGCCCCGCGGCGGCCGCAUGGGCAGCUCGCUGAAGGCGGCGGCGGCGGCGGCAGGCGGGGGGGUGACGCGGGAGAUGGUGGAGGAGGCGGAGAGGGAGGUGGCGCACGCGGUGGCGCAGCUGGAGCGAGUGAGGGAGGAGAGGCGCGCGGCUGUGGCGAGAAGAGAGGAGGCGGAGAGGGUGUUGAAGCGGCUGGGAAUGGACAUUCCCAAGGUCCAGAUGGAGAUUGAGUCGCUGGCAGCGCAGGUGGGCGAGCUUAGGCAGCGCGUGCAGGGGCUGCAGGCAGCGGCCGUGGCGAGUGCGGAGGAGGAGAGGCAGAUGGGCGCGCUGCAGCAGCAGCUGGCGGACGAGGAGGGCGAGGAGGCGCGCAUUGGGGAGGAGAUGGCGCCGCUGGUGGCGGCGGUGGCGCGCGUGCAGCAGGCCAUCGCUGAUGCCGGCAGGGAGGCGCUGGGCCAACAGAAGGACCACGUGGCCGCCAUCCAAAAGGCCAUUGACGAGGCGCAGACGGGCAUCAACCAGAGCCGAGUGACAGUGGCCUCAAGUGGCCGCAACCUGGAGAAGCUGAGGAAGGCGGUGGGGGAGGCGGAGGAGGAGAAGGCGAGGGCGGAGGAGGAGAUGACACGGAAGAAGGAGGAGAUGAACGCCGUCAUGCAGGAGGCCUUCGCUGUCAACGACAACUACGAACGCCUCCGCCAGUUGGUGGAGGGCAAGAAGGAGGAGUAUGGCGGCAUGAAGAAGGAGUUCCUGGCCAUCAAGGCACAGCUCGACAAGAUGCGCACCGGGGAGGUGGACGUGGAAUUGAAGCUGGAAGAUGCGAGGAAGGCGCUGAGGACGAGUCAGGAGACUGCUCGCCUGCAGAGGGAGAAGCUGAGGUCGCUGGGAGCGCAGCUCAGGCAGCACAUCGCUCAGAUGCAAGCGGAGGGCAUUGCAGAGGAGGACGUGGAGGCUGCAGGGCUGCCAUGGGACCUUCAGGAAGAGGAUGGGGAGAGACAGGGCAGGGCACGACCAGCAGCAGCAGGCGCAGCAGAAAGAGGAGGAGGGGAGGAUGAGGAGAUGGAGGAGGAUGAAGAUGCAGAGCAGAGGGAGGGAGGUGCGGGUGAGACAGGGACGGAAGAUGAGGGAGACGGUGAGGUGGAGAGGCUUCUGGGUCGCCUGUGUGGUAACCUUGUCCGUGCGGUUACCAGUCGGGAGGAGGCGGCAGCAGGGGAGCAGCGGCUGCGAGCAGAGUUGGAGGCACUCAAGGGGAACGUCAACCUGAGCUCCAUGGCCGAGUACCGCAAGAAGGAGGCGGUGUACGCGCAGAGGCUGGGCGAGCUGGAGGCAGUGACAGCGGAGCGUGACAGCGUGCGCGUGGCGCAGGAGGAGGUGAAGCGGCGGCGGCUGGAGGAGUUCAUGGCGGGGUUUGACGCCAUCACAAUGCGGCUCAAGGAGAUGUACCAGAUGAUAACACUGGGCGGCGACGCUGAGCUGGAGCUGGUGGACUCACUCGACCCGUUCAGCGAGGGCAUUGUGUUCUCCGUGCGCCCGCCCAAGAAGAGCUGGAAGAACAUCUGCAACCUCUCGGGCGGGGAGAAGACCCUGAGCUCGCUGGCGCUGGUGUUCGCCCUGCACCACUACAAGCCCACGCCCCUCUACGUCAUGGAUGAGAUCGACGCCGCUCUUGACUUCAAGAACGUGUCUAUAGUGGCGCAUUACAUCAAGGAGCGCACUAAGAACGCCCAGUUUGUCAUCAUCAGCUUGCGCAACAACAUGUUUGAGCUGGCAGACCAUCUUGUUGGGAUAUACAAGACACACAACUGCACCAAGAGCAUCACCAUCAACCCACGUAGCUUUGCAGUCGCGGCUGCUCCUACAGCGGCAGCUGCUCCAACUGCUGCGACCUAA